This is a messenger RNA of Suillus bovinus, 1084 nucleotides long. RefSeq names its product ERV/ALR sulfhydryl oxidase domain-containing protein. Lineage: Eukaryota; Fungi; Basidiomycota; Agaricomycetes; Boletales; Suillaceae. Gene Ontology annotation, cellular component: mitochondrion. Gene Ontology annotation, molecular function: flavin-dependent sulfhydryl oxidase activity; flavin adenine dinucleotide binding. The coding region runs from base 95 to 763 and encodes 222 amino acids. The transcript has 7 exons. The record is from RefSeq and is a predicted model, not a curated record.
CGGGAGUUUCCACCUGCCUUUUCAAGACAGACCCAAUAUUAAAGUUACUCGGUUCCACUGAAGCUUUCGAAGAUUCAUUCAUUGUACCCAGGUCAUGAUUUCCCGGUUCGCAAAGUCUUUUCUGACGAUUGUCCUUUGCCUCUUUCUGCUGGCCACAAUAGCAUUCCUCCACCCCCCCUCCCGCGCGUAUAUCGACCCAUGGACUGGCGACUUCUUCGGUGAAGGCGGUGUUGAACAGGAUCUACGUCCUCCUCUGUAUAAUGGUGACAGGCCUGCGUCAGCACAGGGAGGUGUGAUCAUGUCGAAGUUGGGGAAUGAAACUGCCAAGGCAGAACUCGGUCGUGCGACGUGGAAGCUGCUCCAUACUAUGACUCUACGGUACCCUGAGCACCCAACACAAGACGAAAGAGAUGCUUUAAAUUCGUACUUUCACCUUACGUCGCGCCUAUACCCCUGUGGCGAAUGCGCAGCUGAAUUUCAGGAAUUGUUAACGAAAUUCCCGCCACAGACAGGAUCGAGAUUGGCAGCAAGUCUAUGGCUGUGCUCAAUACACAACAAAGUCAACGAACGAUUAGGAAAGCCGUCAUUUGACUGCGCUCACCUUGAUGAAACAUAUGACUGCGGGUGUGGAGACAACAAAACAACAUCUGCAGUACGACAGCCAGUGCCAUCUGACAACGCUGACGACCCAAUGGAUUUGGAGUGGGACACUGUACGAGAUGAUGUUACUGGUGUAGGAAUGAUCAAAGGUGGGAGGCGGUAGCCACCUUGCUGCAAAGUGUGUUUGCGUCGGGUCUAUCGGCUUUUGUGCUUCUAUCUCUGAUAUUUUGGGUGCGAUUGUAUAUAACGUCCUUCCUGUCUUUACUUGGAUAUACUGAUAUUUCGAUGUACCACGUGUCCCAGGUUGGUUCAACAAGGCUGGGCAUUCACAUUAAUAUUGUUGAUCCUUCUUCAUUUUCGCUGCAGUGAUGUUGCAGGCUCCUUCGAAUUCUCUCAUAUCUUGUGCCCAAUACAUAUCCUAGCAAUUUCAAACUGCCAAUUUGUUUUCUAGACUGACUCGGAACGCGUGUCUCGAAUGACCUAG